AUGACAACACCAGAUAUCGAGGUUAUGUCUAUGUUACGUUUUCAUCCACAAGGAUGUUUAGAAACAGAUAAAUCUGAUUUUAUAAUAAAGGCAAUUAAAAAAAUUAAAGAAAGAAGUUUAGUUGAUGUAGAUUUACCAAUAUGUUUUGUUAUAGGAGUUGCUAAACAUCCACGAACGCAUGAAAAGGUAUUAGUAGUUGCAAUGAAUGGAAAGAGACAAAAAACUCAUAUCCUUAAAUUUUAUCUUGUCUCAUCUAAAAUGGAGAUGUCUGUUUAUUGUUAUUUUAAACUAGAAGAACAGUUUCAUGGAGGAGUUGAUAUUAAUGAUUUUUCAUUAUAUACUGCAUGUUUUAGUGAUAGUUUAAAUGGGAUUGUUGUGUUAGAAAUGAAGUAUGUCCCUUUUACUAUUGUUCCAUUUCUACCAAUUAAAUUUGAAAAUAUUACUGCAGAUUAUUUGAUUGAUUUCUUUACUUAUGGUAUUCCUGCUGAAAUACGUUGUUCUAAAUUAAAAGGUCUUCCACCUCAACAAAUGGAACAUUAUUUUCAAGCACUAUUUUUCUUUCCUAUUUCAUAUGAUGUUAAAAGUAUUAAAGAACAACCAGAAAUUUGUGAAAUAAGAUUACCUUUAUUUGGUCGUUUACCUACUGAAAAAAAAGAAAGAAUUAGAACACCAAUGGAAAGAAAUAUUUGGGAAAAAGAAUUUAAGAAAUGUUUAAAUUUAAUUUUCUUAAACUCUUUUUCUGUUGAAGGUCAAAACUUAAAAGGACAAGAGGAGUUUGUCAGAAAAUAUGAUGAAUUAUUAAAUCAUUGUAUCUCUCAUUGUUACACUAAUUUUGAUAAUUAUUUAAAAGAAAAAUAUAAAAAUCAAAUUGGUAUUGAAGAAGAAAAACAUACUUAUAAUCUUAUAUUAGAAAAAAUUCAUUUUUAUGCUUGUAUCGAAGAUUGUCUUCAUCAAUUCGGUUUACAAGCAAGACAAAGAGAAACUGUUGACGCUUUAGUUAUUGAUGCAUAUCAUGUUUUACCUUUUAGAGUUUUUACACAAUGUGUUUUAAGUGGUUGUUUAAAAAUUUCUCCAAUGGCUUAUUGUAGUAUUGUUAAUUCUAUGCCACCAACAAGUCAAAAUAGUGAUUUAGAAAAAUUAUUUAACUGGACUUUAUGGAAAGAAAUUCCUAUAAAUGCUAAAAAACCUAUUAAAAAAGAAGCGUUAUAUAUUCGGAAUGAAUGUUAUGUAAAAUAUAUUAAGAACUCCCCUCCUUCUCUUCAAGAAUCAAAUUUCUUUGAAACUGAAACAGAUCCUGAAGUUCUUUUUAGAAGAUCACUUUUUGGUUAUUGUAUAAGAACAAACACCUCUUCUUUAUCUUCAGAUCUCCCAAUUUCAUCAGAUGUUAUCCAAUAUUUAAUGAAAUAA
Molecule: messenger RNA, 1407 nt
Organism: Entamoeba dispar SAW760
Lineage: Eukaryota; Evosea; Mastigamoebida; Endamoebidae
Exons: 4
Coding region: 1-1407 (468 amino acids)
Source: RefSeq, a predicted model, not a curated record